UUUUUGAUAGAGAACCUUUUAAAAUAGUAUAUACAGAAUUUUUAUAAUGGGUAUUUUUGUUGUUUACAAAGGUCUUUCCAGCAGUAGGGAGAGGAUGAGUGUAGGAGAAAAAACAAAAAUACUUAAGUGUCCUAUCUUUAACCUCAUUUUCUUUCUCUGUCAUUUCAGUUCCGGUUCUUCUGUUGUUACUAGUAACAUUCUCUUGCAAUACCUGAGGAAGAGCAUGCACAUGAAUUUCCCCUAAAUCAGUGCAUAAGUGAUUUGCUCGUGCUAGUGCAUUAGACAAGAAAUACUCUUGACCUGCACAAUACAGUGUAACUGUCUAUACACACAUACUGCCAGAUGCACGAAAGAGUCUUCACAAAUAUUUUUCCUAAUCUUUCAAUAGCAGUAGCGUUGGAUUAUUUGUAGCAAUAGUAAUACAAAGAUUUCAUAUGGAAAGAUACUUCACACUGAUUUUAUCCCUUUUAGUUUCAGGUGGACUUGUACAGUCAUGUGGUUACAUCAUCCCUGAGUCUCCAGUGUUGACUCUUGGCUCCAAUUUUACAGCACUGUGCAUUCUCAAUGAGAGUUGUCUUGACUUUGGCAAUAUACGUGCCAACCAGAUUAUUUGGAAAAUCAAAAAUUCUGUAGUGCCUAAAGAACAAUACCGUGUAAUAAACAGAACUGUUUCCAGUGUCACAUUUAGUGACACCUCUACUUUAGCUACUCCUCUGACAUGCAACGUUUUAGCAGAUGGACAGAUUGAGCAGAAUAUCUAUGGAAUUGCAGUUACACUGGGCUUGCCCCCAGAGAAGCCUGAAAAUUUGAGUUGCAUUGUGCAUCAGAUGUCAAAAACUAAAUUUAUUAUGACUUGUACCUGGAAUCCUGGAAGGGAUACAUUCCUCGCCACUGAUUUCCGUUUAAAAUCUCAAUGGCCACUAGAAACCUUGCCUGACUGUGAACCACGAGGUGUAAAUAACUCUUGUGACAUUUUCAAUGUUCAGUUUUUUGUCAACUUGGAGGUCUGGGUGGAAGCUAAGAAUGCUCUUGGGAAGGCUGAAUCUGAGCACAUUGAUUUUGAUCCUGUGGACAUUGUGAAACCUCUACCUCCACACAACUUAGCAGUCAAUUCAAGAGAACUACCCACUGUCUUGAAACUGUCAUGGGAGAACCAAAUUACAGUUGUUGUUAUGGAGUUGAAAUUUAAUAUUCGAUACAGGAUCAGUGACAGCUCAGACUGGAUGGAGGUUCCUCCUGAAGAUACAGCUUCACACAGAACUUCAUUCACUGUUCAGUCUCUUAAGCCUUAUACAAAGUAUGUGUUUUCACUCCGUUGUAUGAAGAAAAAUGGUUUGGGAUACUGGAGUGAUUGGAGUGAAGAAAAGAGUGGGGUCACAUCUGAAGCUAAACCAUCUAAGGGACCACCUCUAUGGAGGAAGAUUGGCAUAUCUCACUCUCCAAACUCCUGGACUGUGCAUCUGAUAUGGAAGGAAUUGGAUCGUUCUGAAGCCAAUGGAAUAAUCUUAAAAUAUGAAGUGACUGUCAGACCAAGACCACCUCUGUCAUGUCCACCUGAAAAAUACAGUGUUAAUAGCACAAACCUGACUUUAAAUUUAACAAAUGGAACAUAUGAUGUGACAGUAACUGCUCAUAACAGGAUUGGUGGAUCUCCCCCAUCGGUUUUGCUUAUUCCAGCAAGUAACUCAAAAGCUUCUGUGAAAGAUAUUAAAGCAUUUCCUAAAGAUGGCAAGCUUUGGAUAGAGUGGACGGCUCCUGACAAUAGUGUGGUUAAAUAUGUGAUUGAAUGGUGCAUGGUGUCCGACAGCUCAGACUGCAGCACAGAAUGGCAGCAGGAACUUGGUACUUCUCAAGGCACAUUUUUAAAAGGAGAUAUAAAGCCAUUCAAGUGUUAUUUGAUAACGGUUCAUCCAUUGUAUACUAAUGGUCAAGGAAAUGGACAAUCUACAAAGGCAUAUCUUCAGCAAGGCAUGCCUGCAAAAGGACCCACUGUUCAAACAAAAAAAGUAGGAAAAGCUGAAGCCGUUUUAGUAUGGAAACCUCUUUCGGUGGAUGAGCAAAAUGGGUUUAUCAGAUAUUACACUAUAUUAUAUAGAACUGUCAGUGGCAAUGAAACAGCUGUGAAUGUGGACCCUUCCAAAACAGAAUAUACCCUCUCCCCCUUAUCCAGUGACACUUUAUACAUGGUGAAGAUGGAGGCACAUACAGAUGAAGGAGGCACAAGUGGUCCUGUAUUUACAUUUACUACACAAAAGUUUGGAAAAGGAGAAAUAGAAGCCAUAGUUGUACCUGUAUGUCUGGCAUUCCUGUUGUCCAUCCUUCUGGGAGUAUUGUUCUGCUUUAACAAACGGGAUUUAAUUAAAAAGCAUAUCUGGCCUAAUGUUCCUGAUCCUUCCAAAAGUAACAUUGCUCAGUGGUCCCCUCAAACUCCAACUAAGCAUAAUUUUAGUUCCAAAGCUCAGAUGUAUCCAGAAGGCAGCUUUACUGAUGUAAGCGUGGUUGAAAUAGAAGCAGAUGACAAGAAGUCCUUUUCGGAGCAGGAUCUAAAACCCUUCAACUUGCUUAAGAAGGAAAAAAAUACUUCAGAGGGGCACAGCAGUGGUAUUGGAGGAUCCUCAUGUAUGUCUUCUCCUAGGCAAAGUGUUUCCGACAGUGAUGAGAGUGAAUCUGCACAAAAUACUUCAAGCACUGUACAGUAUUCAACUGUAGUACUCAAUGGCUACAGAGACCAAAUUCCUUCUGUUCAAAUCUUUUCAAGGUCUGAAUCCACCCAGCCACUGCUAGAUUCAGAAGAGAAACCAGAAGAUAACCCAGGAGGAGGUGAAAAUGCAACUCCAAGGCAGCAGUAUUUCAAACAAAAUAGUAGUCAGGAUGAAACCAAUACAGAUGGGUCACAUUUUGAAAGAGCAAAGCAGGUUACUCCUCCAGUAAACGAGGAGGAUCUUGUUGGACUUGCACAACUACAGAUGUCAGGUCACAGUUCACAGCUGUGUGGCUCUGGGCCAGAGAGAAAUAAAACUGAAUCUGCUUUGGCAGAUGCGUUAAGUCCAAGUACUGAGGGACAGAUUCUGAGACUGGAAACGAUGGGGAUAAACACAGCAACAGUUGAUGAGAUACCAAAAAGUUACAUGCCACAAACUGUAAGGCAAGGGGGCUAUAUGCCCCAGUGAGAGGAGAGAGACUGGCUCUGUUAGGCCUUCAGUAGUACCUGAUCCAUUUCUUUUUCCCCUGUGUUUCUGAUGAGUUAAGCUAAGUAUUUUUAUCUGAAAUCAGAUAAAAAUAUUCAGAUUCAUUUAGUGAAGAGAAUUUGAUGGAGGGUACAUGAGUACUAUCUUCAGUUGGGAUAUUUCCAGUCCAGAAUUACUGGAGAUCCUCCUAUAAGCACUACAUAAAUUCUCUUAUUUGUCUGAACAGGCCUUUGUGCUGCCUUGCAGUUUUGUUUGUCCUUGUAAUGUCACAUUUAAACAUGAUUUAUUGAAAGUAGCAAGUUUUAUUUUGUUACAUAGGCCAAGGGGCAUCUAAGAGAAAAAUACUAGGAGCCUUUUGGCCAGGGUUUUGGAGCUGUGCUCUGGCUCCGCUCCAGCUCCAGGCAAAUACCUGCAGCUCCACUGCUCCAGGCUCCAGCUCCGAGCUCCGCUCCAAAGCCCUGCUUCUGGCCGUGCAUGAUAUUAAGAUGCCUACUUUGGAUAAGCUUGAUUAGACCAGAGUGUUCCUCCAAAGGUAAAAAAAUGAAAGUACAGUAUUAUAUAUUUUUAAAACGUUAUCCAGUGACCAAACAAUUUCGACCCACAUUCAUCCCUGACUAACUCUAUUGACUUCAACGGAGUUAUAGAAGGAAUGAAUUUUGCCCAAUAUUUCUAAUGUAAUAGCAUCAGACUAAUGUCUCAAAGUAUUUUAGGCCUCAUAUAAAGAACUGUAAAACAAAGGACUGAAGUACUUGUCACAAAUUGCAAUCAAAAUGCCGUCACUGGUUAACUCCCUAAGAAUGCUAGUGUAGUCAUCAGUAUUCUGCCCCCCCCCCCCAUAUAUAUAUAUGUAUGUAUGUAUGUAUGUAUACACACACAUUUAUAUACACUCACCCAUAUAUAGAAACUAGGCAUAAAAACUACCUACUUUGUAAUCUGAGCCAAAUGCAUGGCAAUUAACAUUUCAUAUUUAGCAUUAAAAACUUUGAAGGAAAAUGUAGAUAAGAGAAACUCCCCUGUAGGUGAAUUGAAGUUUUUAUUUAAAAAUGAAUAUCUGUUUAUCUCAAAUCCCUGACUAACCAUACCAGAUAUCUUUGAUUUAGAAUUUGCCUGUUUACCAUACAAGGCUUGGGUGGGGAAAGACAAGAAGUAAUAAAAUGUAAUAUUCUAAAAUGAGCUAGCAUGUGUAGGUUGUAGCUUUUACAAAUGGUUUAGAAGAAAAAUACUACUUCCUUUUUGCUCUGCUGCCAGUACUGGGAUUCUGUGAUUUCCUUGCUACAGUGUAAUGAAAUCACUGAAAUCAAAAGUGAUAUAAGGAAAACCAUUCCUUACUGUAGUGAGGCACUGAUAUUGCUGAUACUUUUGGGAAAAAUCUAGAACCCUGAACUUGGAAGUUGACAGGUAAAAACAUCCUUCCAUUUUUCAUUAUGAGCCUGUAAGCAAAAUAUCUAGAUCCUGCUGCUACAAUUCUUGACACUUACCUCUUUUCCAUUCUUCUCCUUUCCAGCUCUCACAUCCUAGAGAGGAUACAGUUCCUAAAGACAACAAUCUUUGAUAUCCUUUCUUAUAGAUCUUGUUACUCUGAUGAAGAUUUUUUUUUUUAAGUUUUCCCAGAUGCCAUCUGAUCAGCUUUACAAAGCUAUAUUCUUGUAGCUGUAUCUGAACCUAGUCCAUUUAGUUUUCCAGUCUGGUAUUAAUAAGUCAUGAGCAUCUCUAAGUCUUUGAUUCUCAGGUAAUUCAGAAACACUACAAGCUGUGUUAGGAAAAAUAAAACCUCACUUUAUAUUUAACAAAGUAAUUAUUUUUUUUCACAAGAUCGCUGUACAUAAAGAUUUAUCUUCCUGUAGGUCCUCAAAUGCAGGGGUUCCCAAGUGUGGCCCAUUAUACCACUGGUCUUCAGAAUACUUGCUGGUGGGAUGUGGAGAGCUGGCUGGUCACAUAUUUCUAACUUUGCUUGUCUCCAUCUAUUAAUUCACUUUGAAGGGCAAGUUUAAAUUUGCCUAACUCUCCAUGUAAGUAGUUGCUAUCAUUGCCACAGGGAAGUUACACAGUAAUGUUAAUGAGAGUGGCAAGAUGGUCCAUGAGACUCUCUUUAAGAUGCAUUCCACAGUGUGGAACCUUUAAGACAUCUGUACUAGGAUAUCUGGGAAAGCUUUGUUUUUUUUCAUUUAUGCAUAAUUCCUUAUCCUACUGACAUGUUUCUCUCAGUAAUAAUGUAUCAUAUCUUUGGUCCCCAGAUUUUGUUGUUUUUCAGAAACUCCUCCAUAACAUUUCAGUUGGUUGGGCUGCCCAUCUUGAAUUCUUUUUUUCGUGGGGACAAGGACCCAAUAGUAUCCGAUAAGCCUUUAGAACUCCCUAGAUGAUGUAAACCUGCAGUAUGAAUCACAGUAUUCCAAAGGCCAAACUGUACCCCUUUGCUCGAACACAUUUUUGUAGCACAUAAGUGAGAAUUUAGGAACAAAUUUCUUCAUCUGGUAUGUGUGAAAGAAUUGCCCGUUUCCAAAGGGUCCUGUGAAGCUUGCAAUUGAAGCUGUAUAUUCUGUUUUGAAGGCUUUCAUAGGUAAAGUACAUGUAGACCAAAAAGAUGAAUCAAAUGAACCCUGAAAGUAUUUGUAUUAAGAGCCUCAGCAUCCACACUCAACGCUUCGGCCUUUGUGCUCUUGUCCUAUUAACUUCUUCUGAGACUUAACCAAUUAGGUUGCUGGUUUCUGACUUUCACAAACACUGGUGUUUAGAGACCUGAUGUCUUCAGAUACAGUUUUAGGAGCUCUUUCCUCAAGCCAGUGAUACAGACUCCUUUUUAUUUUUGAAGGAUGAGAGUGGAUGACCAUUUACUCUUAACACUGCAAUCAUGCUCUAAUUUAUGUAAAUGGAAGCUAUUUCAGACUCAUUGUUUUAAAUCCCAGCUCACCUCCCGCCAAAAUUAAAUGUAAUGUCAGAAGGAAAGAGAAUCCCAUUUUUAAGAGGAGCACCCAGCAGUGAUCAUUCUGAUCUAGUACUAGUCGUGUCUUAUAUUCAGCAUUACUACAGAUUAAUAGGAGUUGUCUUGCUCUUUUAUUUCUCAUUCCUAUUUAAAUUUCAGUAUUUAGACUGAUGCAGAAGAUAGAAACAAAAGGAAAAGGUUGUAAAUCCACAUUUAUGUAGAUGAACUCAUUAUAAAAUUCACAACAGGUAAAAGCAAUGAGAAUUUACAGCCUGUUCAUGAAAUUUUUGUCUGUGCCAAAAUUGUACACUGUGCAAUGUUCAGCUUUUGAGCAGAAAUAGUUAACUUUAAUUUUGUACUUUUAAGUCUGGAAAAUACUCUUACACUUAAUUUUAUAUUGGACACUGUAUCUUGCAAGUAGUUUUUUAAAUGUGGAUGUGUAUUAACAAUCUGUACCUAGUCUUCUGACUAUUACUAUACAUACAAAGGCAGACUUUUUUAAAAAAAAACUAUGGUGCACUUUAAGAAAAAAUAAAGGCAUUAUUAAAAUGAAAUUACAUUUAACACUGACAUUGCUGUGUGCCCAUUUUGAUUAAUUGCCAAGUCUGUCAUGCCUCAGAUGGGAAAGUAGAAAUCUUGUAUGUUGUUUGUUCAACAGCAGGGAAGAUUGAGAGUUGAGAAUAAGCAUCUUUUAUGCACCGGCACACUUUGAAUGUCUGCUCAAUGCAAAUUAGCUAGUUGCCUGUCUUUUUUUUCCUACAACAAGUAUAAAUGUCUUUUUAAUACCAUACCAUAAAUUAACCAUGGCUUGGUAAUAUUCUGUCCAGCUGCGGCUGGGAUCUCUUGGUGAUCCUUUAUAUCUAAAUAGCCAACCCAGACAAAGCCCCAAUUCUUGACAGUGGCCAAGGAUUGCAAGGCACAGCCUGGGGGCAGCAGAGUAGAAGAAGCCACCUUUGUGUUCCUCAAUCGUGGGCUGGCUGUACACCAUUCUAUGAGCCUGGCAUAAGUUACAGCAGCCUGAGGAUCACACUAAGGUUGAUUGUCAGGGUGGCUGAGACACUGGAGUGUGUGGGUGGGAAUUGCUUAUUUUGGCAUUUGGGAGAGGGCUGGCACAGGGGUGGUUAUAUGAGUUAUUCAGAACCAGGGGACCCCACUGCAGUUUGCAUGGAAGUGAGUCUCCUAUUUCUGGGUAUAGAUACCUGCACUAGCAGCGCAGCUGAGAGUUGAAACCUAAAUCAGCCUUUUGGUGUCUGAAUAUCAUGUGCAUGAUGAUGCAAGCCCUCUUUUUUACUUCAGUAAUAGCUGUCAUUCAGCUCUUUUGUGGGUACAGAGCCCAAAUCAUUGUCUAUGUUCUUAUACCAUUCACAUUGUUGCAGUGCCUGAACCCUAUUGACUUAACUGAAAAUAGGUUCCCAAACUGGUUGUGGUCCAUGGAGACCUGACUGAGCAUGUGGUGCUCUUCCUUGUUUCUAGUUAUUUAAUUGCAUUAAAAAAGGCUAAAGUAAAUUUCCUGAUACUAUCUUUCCAUAUAAUCAGUUGCUUGCUGUUGUUGCCAUUGGUACUGUCUGCCAUGUGAACUCCGUUCCUCCCAAUCUCUUUGCUAAAACGUGCUCCAUCCUAACGGGCAAACAUUUUGACAACCUUGUCUUAACCAUUUAUGUCUAACUUUACUACUGCACCAAAAGUAAAUGUGACACUAAAAAUGCUGCUAUUUCAGUUUUCAUUGGCUAUAAUAAACUUGCAAUUCAUUUUAAAUAUAACAAUGCAUUGCUGAAGUCCCUAUUUUCAGCAUCAUCCUAUUUCAAUUAAGGGUCAAGCAGAAACUUACAUUUUCUCAUAAACUUGGUUCCUGAAUUAGAAAACUGCCCUUUGUUGGGGAGGGAUGGGAAGAGCUUGUGAAGCCAGAGUAAAUCUUGGCUGUGCGCUCAAAACAAUAAAAUAAGUAGAAAAGGUGAAGCUGUUGUUCUACAGACCUGUUCUCAAUAUUUGCUCCCUCAUUUAUCAUUGUUUUUGCAGGCUAAACCAUUCUCUAAGGGAAAGUAAGGAUUCUCCAUUUUCAUUGUAUUGAGUCUAAUCUAAAAAUAGUUUAAACAUGUCUGUUCUUGAGAAGCUGAUACCAUGCGAGGGCCCAGUCCCAAAGGGUGCUGAGCCUCAUCUCCUGUUGACCUUAGCUUCAGCUGUUACCAACACCGCAGAGAGCAGCUCAGCAUGGAGCCCUUAGCAAUUUCACAUUUGCUUUAAAGAGAUCAUCGCAAGUAAGGAAUGCAAUAAAAGCAUCAGUACUUUAGAAACACAUUUCUGCAAUGGAUUGAAUAUAAGUAGAUAACAGCAGAGCUGAGAUAAUGAUAAUGAUUAGAACAAUUUGACUUCCGUCUUGUUUUAUGGACUUAAAUGUCUUCCAGGCAGUGCAUUACCUGUAAUGGUUACAUUUCUUUGUUGACAAUUACAAACUUACUGGCUUUUAAAGCAGUAAAUGAGCAGCCUUUGCUAUUUUGUUUCACAUCACACCUCUUUUUUUUGUCUUUUCCCUAUCAAAACUUAUUCCUGAAGGGGACACUGUCAAAGUGUGACUUCUUUUUCUUUUUCUUUUUUAAGUUAAAUAGUAACAGGUGCUACACCUACCCGUUAAAACUUUGUGGUCACAUUUUCCUAAUUAUAAAAUAUUUUUCUGAAUGUGUGAAAAAUGCAAUAAAAGGGGAAACUGAACUGAGUAUGCAAAGUGUUUUUUUCAGCUCUAGUGCUCUUCAUUGUUUAAAAUCAAAUGAUAUUUUUUAAAGGUCAUUCCUUUUUAAGCAUGCUGUCUACCCUCUGUCAGGUAGAUGGGAAGGGAGUGCAUUUCAAAUCUAGGUGUGAAAGCACGCGCACAAUAAUUGUGCAUCCCUGUACUCAGUGCAGUAAAAAUUUAGCUUAAAAUAUUGAUAUGUCAAUGAGUAACAAACUGACUGUAACAUUUUCUUAUUGGGUUCCAGAGGCAAGACUACUAAAUAUUAAAUACUGUUGGGUGACUAUACAGACAUCUAGACAACUUCAGGCAUAGGUCACAGACGCUUUCUUGUUAAUGAAAAUGUCCAAUGUGGUUUCAAGACAUCUGUAACAUUUGACAGUGAAUGUAAAUACCAAAUGGAGUUUAAUACUGUUUGUAUAUUCAGAGUAAUUAGGGCUUGCAAAACUAAUAUUGAUUUUGUAUGCCAGCUGUUAACAAUUCACAUAUAACCAGAAUUUAAACUCACAAGUGCUGCUUAAGCCUCCUCUAUAUAGAAACAUGUUGAAAUCGCAUUCCAGUAUUAAUCCCUUUGCAAGCUACUGUUUGUUUAUUGUUAUGUAAGUGUUGUGAAUUGUGCUGUCAACAAUUUUUAUUGUAACCUUGAAUGUCUGUCUCCUCUUUACUGUAUUGUACCUGAACGUUGCUUUUCUAUCAACUAUAUUUUAUAAAGUU
Molecule: messenger RNA, 9544 nt
Organism: Chelonoidis abingdonii (Abingdon island giant tortoise)
Lineage: Eukaryota; Metazoa; Chordata; Testudines; Testudinidae
Source: RefSeq, a predicted model, not a curated record